Messenger RNA from Cylicocyclus nassatus, 2173 nucleotides. The record is from the annotation of a GenBank genome assembly. Lineage: Eukaryota; Metazoa; Nematoda; Chromadorea; Rhabditida; Strongylidae.
GCGUGACCAUCAGCGCUCGUCUCUGAAACGGACACCACGAACAGAAUUGUCUUGCCUUUAUAGUCCUUCUAUACUCGUAAGGCACCAGCAGAGGAGCAUCUGGGUACUGUAGUUCCGAAAAGGAAUUGCGGACACCUUGAAUUUGGCCCCUAUAUCAAGCUGCCGAAUGUCAACACCAGUGCAAGAAGGCGAUCCCCCAACUGCGGAGGCAAAGGCUGCGGGGGAUCAGAAAGAGCAGAAAAAUGCUGUAGCCUCCCAAUCGAAGAUAGAGAAUGAUUCCCCACCAACGGAGGCGAAGAACGCGGGGAAUCAAAAAGAACCGAAGAAUGCCGCAGCCUCCAAACCGAAGGAAAAUCGUGAUCCCCCAUCUGGGGAGGCAAAGGCUGCAGGGGAUCAGAAAGAGCAGAAGAAUGCCGCAGCCUCCCAACCGAAGCAGAACCAUCGUCAUCGUCGUCGUUCCAACACAAAAGGUGAGGCAGACGGUGGUGAUACAUCACGUAGCGGAAGUCGAACAAAUAGUCAGUCCGGAAAUAAAGAAAAGCCACGACGUAAGGACUGGACAGAAAGGAAGAGUCAAAGUCAGAGUGCCAAAGGCGAUGGGGAGAAUAAGAACGCUCAAGGCAAGGAUAAAGACGGUGCCUCGAAGCGGACAAGAAGUUCCAAUUCGAAUGGAAAACGCCGUGAGCGAGAGUCGACCCGUACCAGUUCUAUGGCAAGUAAUGGAGAAGGUUUUGAUUACAGUGAUGAGUACGAACUUGAUGAACCAUUCAGUGAUUCUGACGACGACAUUCGACCUAAGCAGCCUCAGAAACUUAGCCUUAUUAUUCCUCGGGGUAGAAUCAGAACUUUGUCUGGUACCGUGCCAGUCGUCGGCUACUCUCCAAAAUGGGGUGGUCCAACCAUGUGCCUGAGCUGCUUGCAGUUCUUUGACUUGCCCGAGCAAAUGGAGCCCUUUGAAGAGCAUCUUUUGAAAGAGCACAAGAUUGUUGUGUCGGAGAUGGGCCUCAUUGUCGAUCCUAAGAGGUACAUCGAGCAUUGGCGCCAACGCUUCGCCAAGGAAAGUGUCGACAAAGUGUUUCCACGUGUGGAGCCAAAAGAAGGCGAUAAAUAUUUUGGGGAAACUGACUACUAUUACAACAUGUCUGAGCUGCUACCCGAAGAUUACUCUCUUCGUCAGCGUCUCGCAAUGCGUCGUCUUGAAGAAGCGCUUUCAUGUCAGCAGCGUGAGCGUGAGGACAGCAAUUUCCAGCAGCAAUGCAUUUUCUGUCGUUACACGGCGCGUGGAAACCGAUCGAAAAUCAUCCAUCAUCUUUACAUGAUUCAUCAUUUGAACCUGGGAUCGCCCGACAAUCUUGUCUUUGUAACGGAAUACAUCGAACAUCUCAAAGACAAGUUGACGAGAAAUGAAUGUAUAUAUUGUGAAAAAACCUUCGGAGAUCGUAAUGUUCUCAUGGAUCACAUGCGUAAGAGAAAUCAUAGAGAGGUGAAUCCUAAGAACCACUACUAUGACAAGUUCUAUAUCAUCAACUACCUCGAACUUGGGAAACGCUGGCUUGAUGUUUUGGCAGAAGACUUUGAGGACACAAUGCCGACGUUCCAGGACUCGGAUGAGGAAGAAGAGGACAACUCAUGGUGCGAGUGGCAGGAAGACAAUGUGGACGUAGAUGAAACUCGUGUGGUUUGCCUUCUAUGUAACGAAAGCGAUGAGACUUGCGAAGGCCUUUUAUCGCACAUGAAGGAUAAGCACGAGUUCGAUCUAAUCAAGCUUAUCGAUGACAAUCACCUCGACGUUUACCAACGCAUGAAGUUCAUCAACUACAUCAGAAAGCAGAACUUCAAUGCUAUUUGCUUCAUGUGUCAACGCAAUGAUCUUGGAAACACACAAGAGCUCGCAAAACAUCUGCAGGAAGUUGAAAAACCUAUUACGAAACUUCCCGAUAGUAAGGUGUGGGACACAGAAGAGACGCUUGUUCCCAUUUUCGGAAAUGAUCACCUCUUAUGGAGACUAGAAUCGUUGUUGGAAAGCCGCGAUGGUGCCAGUGAUGCCGAAGAAGCUUCCCGUCGUGAGAACGAUAAGAAUGUUUAUCGAUCUGAUGUUGUUGUUGUCAAUCCAAUGCUGGCCUCCUGCCAGCCGAGAAAGGCAUCGUUGCGAAGGUCUGAUGUCAAGGCAUAG